AUGCAAGUAUGUGAACCAGAACACAUCUUCGAUGAAAGCGAACCUACGGCCAAAGAGGUGAGAGAUGUCAUCCAGAAAGCAAGAGCAGCAUCAGCGCCAGGACCAAAUGGCAUUCCAUAUAAAGUUUACAAGAACUGCCCAAGGCUGACAAGACGUCUAUGGAAACAUAUCCGGGUCAUUUGGAGAAGAGGUCGCCUGGCAGACAGCUGGAAUCAGGCAGAGGGCUGCUACAUCCCCAAGGAGGAGAAUUCCAAGAACCUGUCGCAGUUCCGAACUAUAUCACUCUUGAACGUAGAAGGGAAGAUCUUGCUCUCAGUAAUGGCUAACCGCAUGACAAGAUACAUGUUGGACAACAACUAUGUGGACAUAGCAGUGCAGAAAGGGGGAGUCCCAAGUGUAUCAGGCUGCACUGAGCACACAAGCGUUCUCACUCAAAUUAUUAGGGAGGCCAGAGAAGGAAAAGGGGAGUUAGCUGUUAUUUGGUUAGAUCUUGCCAAUGCCUAUGGAUCGAUGCCACACAAACUUGUGCAGCUAACCUUGGAGAAGUAUCAUGUUCCAGCAAAGACAAGACAUCUAUUAGAGGAAUAUUUCAACAGACUGGAGUUGAGAUUCUCCAUUGGAGAUUACACAACCUCAUGGCAACGACUAGAAGUUGGUAUAGUCACUGGCUGUACAAUCUCAGUCAUACUAUUCGCAGCAGCUAUGAACCUACUGGUGAAAUCAACAGAGAAGAUAAGUAGAGGCCCAUGGAUGAGAGCAGGCAUACGUCAACCACCAGUGCGUGCAUUCAUGGAUGAUAUGACAAUCAGUACUAAGACUGCAAUCGAAGCAAGAUGGACACUCAAAGAAAUAGAACAGCUUAUCAGUUGGGCUAGGAUGAAAAUCAAACCAUCAAAGUCUAGAAGUCUGGUGCUGAAGAAAGGAAGGGUGACAAACUACGACUUCCAGCUUGGACAGGAGAUAAUCCCAUCAGUCUCAGAGAAGCCAGUGAAAUGCCUGGGGAAGUAUUUUGAUGACACACUGAGGGACACCAAGAACACAACCAACACUGUAGAACAACUACAACAGUGGAUGGACGCAAUAAACAAAAGUGGACUGCCAGAAAAAUACAAAACUUGGAUAUACCAGCAUGGAGUACUCCCUCGGAUUGUGUGGCCUUUGCAGGUGUACGAUGUACCAAUGUCCUGGGUAGAAGCUAUGGAACGCCUGACUACAAAAUUCCUUCGCCGAUGGCUAGCAAUACCACAGUGCUUUAGUAGCGUGGGACUCUACAGUGUAGGGACUAAACUACAAUUACCGCUAUCAUCUCUUGUCGAAGAAUACAAGGUUACCAAAGUGCGACAACAUCUAACACUUAGAGACAGUAAAAAUGAGAAGGUGCGCGGAGCCAGGGUGAAUCUAGAAGCAGGCAGGAAGUGGUCUGUUCAAGACACAGUCCGGGAAGCAGAGUUACGCCUGAAGCAAGCAGACAUUGUGGGAAAUGUAGCAGUCGGAAGACUGGGCCUGGGAACAAUUACAUCAACCAGAUGGAGAACAGCAGGCAAAGGAGUGCAAAGGAAGCUAGUGCAAAAGGAAGUCCGGGUGAUGGAGGAAGACUCAAGAAUGGUUAACGCAGUAGGCAUGAAGAAACAAGGAAGCUGGGUGAAUUGGGACGCAGUAAGGCAGAGGAAAGUGACCUGGAAUGACAUAUGGUCGAUGGAGCCAAACAGAUUGCAGUUUCUCCUAAGAUCAGUAUAUGAUGUGCUACCAAGUCCAACAAAUUUGUCAGUAUGGGGCUUAACUGAUGACCCAAAUUGCAAACUUUGUGGAAAACCAGCAAAUUUGGAGCAUAUAUUGUCAUCAUGCUCCGUAGCAUUGUCUGAAGGCCGAUAUACAUGGCGGCAUGACCAGAUACUUUCGGUGCUUGCAGACUCUCUCGAAAAAGCCAGGAAGAGACCACCACCAAAGGACAAGCGGCUCAAGUUGAUCAACUUUGUAAGAGCAGAAGAGAGGGAGAAGACAGGCAGCACUGGGGAGGGAAGAGGACUUCUUGGCACGGCAGGAGACUGGCAAAUGCGAGCUGACCUGAAAACCAGAAUGCAAUUCCCAACGGAAGUAGCAUCCACCAACAAGCGACCUGACAUAGUGAUCUGGUCUUUGGCAAGUAGGCAGGUCAUUAUAGUGGAGCUGACAGUUCCUUGGGAGGAGAAAAUGGAAGACGCAUAUGAGCGGAAAAUGGGAAAAUAUCAGGAGCUGGUGGCAGAUUGUCAGGAGAGAGGGUGGAGAGUAUGGUGUUUCCCAGUGGAGGUUGGCACGCGGGGCUUUGUUGGACAAUCCUUGUGGCGAGCCCUGAGAGUCAUCGGAGUUAUUGGGUUAGAGAGAAGACAGCUCAUAGGGCGACUAAGCAGAGAGGCAGAAAUAGCAUCGCUAUGGUUGUGGAGAAGAAGAGAGGGGCAGUGGGGAAGACAGUGA
This is a messenger RNA of Magallana angulata, 2451 nucleotides long. RefSeq lists its product as uncharacterized. NCBI's taxonomy places the organism in Eukaryota, Metazoa, Mollusca, Bivalvia, Ostreida, Ostreidae. The transcript has a single exon. The record is from RefSeq and is a predicted model, not a curated record. The coding region runs from base 1 to 2451 and encodes 816 amino acids.